GGCUGCUCGCUUUGGCCGUGGCCGGAGUCGGUGGCUGCUGCGACCACGGCGCGAGAUGAAGCAGAAGCGGAAAGGUGAGCUCAGCACUGCUGAGCUGAUGAUGCUGACGAUAGGAGAUGUGAUUAAACAACUGAUUGAAGCCCACGAACAGGGAAAAGACAUUGAUCUGAAUAAGGUGAAAACCAAGACAGCUGCCAAACAUGGCCUUUCAGCACAGCCCCGCCUGGUGGACAUCAUUGCUGCGGUCCCUCCUCAGUACCGAAAAAUCCUGGUCCCCAAGUUGAAGGCAAAACCCAUUAGAACUGCCAGUGGGAUUGCUGUUGUGGCUGUGAUGUGUAAACCCCACAGAUGCCCACACAUCAGUUUUACAGGAAAUAUCUGUGUAUACUGCCCUGGUGGACCUGACUCCGAUUUUGAAUAUUCCACUCAGUCAUACACUGGCUAUGAGCCAACCUCCAUGCGAGCCAUCCGUGCUAGAUAUGAUCCAUACCUACAGACAAGACACCGACUAGAACAGUUAAAACAACUUGGUCACAGUGUGGAUAAAGUGGAGUUUAUUGUGAUGGGUGGAACGUUUAUGGCCCUUCCAGAAGAAUACAGAGAUUACUUUAUUCGAAAUUUGCAUGAUGCCUUAUCAGGACAUACUUCGAACAAUAUUUAUGAGGCAGUCAAAUAUUCUGAGAGAAGCCUCACAAAGUGCAUUGGUAUUACUAUUGAGACCAGACCAGAUUAUUGCAUGAAGCGACAUCUAAGUGACAUGUUGACCUAUGGCUGCACAAGGCUGGAGAUUGGGGUGCAGAGUGUCUAUGAAGAUGUGGCCAGAGACACCAACAGGGGACACACUGUGAAGGCAGUAUGUGAGUCAUUUCACCUGGCCAAAGAUUCUGGUUUCAAAGUAGUGGCUCAUAUGAUGCCUGAUCUGCCAAAUGUGGGACUUGAAAGAGACAUUGAACAGUUUACAGAGUUUUUUGAGAACCCUGCUUUUCGUCCUGAUGGCUUGAAACUCUACCCUACUCUGGUGAUCCGUGGAACUGGGCUGUAUGAGCUUUGGAAGUCAGGCAGAUACAAGAGUUAUUCUCCCAGUGACCUAAUAGAGUUGGUGGCUCGGAUCCUCGCCCUCGUGCCUCCCUGGACUCGAGUGUACCGAGUGCAGAGAGAUAUUCCCAUGCCCUUGGUCAGCUCAGGAGUGGAGCAUGGCAAUUUGAGAGAGCUAGCAUUUGCAAGAAUGAAAGACCUUGGAAUACAGUGUCGAGAUGUGAGAACCAGAGAAGUUGGAAUACAAGAAAUUCAUCACAAAGUACGGCCAUACCAGGUUGAGUUGGUAAGAAGAGAUUAUGUUGCAAAUGGUGGCUGGGAAACAUUUUUAUCAUACGAAGACCCAGAUCAAGACAUUUUGAUUGGCCUGCUACGUUUACGAAAAUGUUCUGAGGAAACCUUCCGUUUUGAAUUGGGUGGAGGAGUUUCCAUAGUCCGAGAGCUACAUGUAUAUGGAAGUGUAGUCCCUGUGAGCAGCCGAGAUCCUACUAAGUUUCAACAUCAGGGAUUUGGCAUGCUGCUGAUGGAGGAAGCAGAAAGAAUAGCUCGAGAAGAACAUGGAUCUGGGAAAAUCGCUGUUAUAUCAGGUAACUGGGGAAGGCUGAAGUUCAUGAUUCAUUCACAUUUUCAAGUUGGUAACAUGGUAGAAACUAACUCACCACUCUCUUACACCUGCCUAGGAAUAUUAUGUUCAGAAUUGUGCCAAGCUGAUUGGUGAGGGACUUGUGCUCAAACGUAAAUAAAAUUCAUGAGAACAGUUGGGUGAACAAGAGCUUUCAGAGUUGUGCUGUGUUUCUGAGAGUGCCAGGAAUGAUAAUCCAUAUCCUUUCUUCUUCACUGCCUGUCACAUUGGCCUUCAUGGUUAAGUCUCCUGUGCUUUGUGCCCAGUAACUUUGAGAUAGUGGAACUUUAUGAUAGUGAUCCAAGGAAAAUAAAAACCAGUUAUCGUUGAUUAUCACCAUUGCUGUUCAUUAGUAUUAUUGCUGUGUGAGGCAGACUUCUUGAUCCUUAAAUAUUGUUCCUAGUGACUUUGUUCUUGGAGAGGAGCUUUCUCCUGUUUAGGAGGGGAGGGGCAGAAAAGGUUUUUCUCAGUCCUCUUAGCGUCACCGGCUAGGUCUGACAGUGAAACUGGGCAAAUCAGAUCAAGAAGGAGAAAAGCAAUAGAUAUUUACUGGAUACAAAUUUGACAGAACAUGGUAACCUCUGUAAAGAAAUGAAGGCUGAAAGAAGCAAGUUGAACCGAAUAUUUUAAAUCUGUGUUUGAUGAAGUGUGGAAAGUUGUGGAAAACUAGAAUACAUUAAAGAAGUAUGAGGUAAGGGUAAUAAUACAUAGAGAGACAUUUAGGAGAUUCUGUUCAUCCAGAUUCCUCUUGCAUGUGUCCUCCAGGUAUAGGGAGGCCACCUCUCACUGAGGAUCUUACAAUUUGUUUCAGAGGAUAAGGGCCCGGAAAGAAUCCUUCCUGCUACCUCUCGGAUUGCUUUAGGUUAUAAUAUUUUCUGGUCCAAGGUACAGUAUUUAGGGAGAGUGAGUGUAGUUCCUUAACCCUGUCUUUAUAACAAGCUUCCCACUCCUUGUCUAGGACCUCAGAGAAUUGGAGAAGUAGCCAUGAAAAGGAAAUUCUGUCAUGAAUGCAAUGGGAAAUGCUGUGUACUCCCUUCCUUUCCUGUUCUUCAGUAUGAGAUCUUUAUAGAAAGUGCUCUGUCUACUAGGAACCAAUAUGAUAAAAGGCAAGAUCAACAUUUAGGUUAUUUUUCCUCUAGCAUUUGCUUCUUUUGUCAUUAGACUGCCACAUUCCUAAAGCUGAGAAAUAUUCUUUUCUGACAACAUAAGUAGAAAUGUAGUUAAAAAAAAUACAAACUGUUCCUUAUCAAUAAAUUAGUCUCUAUUCUCAGGCUUCAGGUUUAUAAUUAGAAAAACACAGUGAUGUGGGCUUACUUAAGCAUUUUGUGUAAUUGUGAAUUUUGACAUUCAGACAGAUGAAUAGAGCAUAUAACACGUCUAACUACUUAGUUUUUCUCCAUUAUCUUUAGUUUCAUAAAGAAGAGUUAACUAUAUGAUGCUCAUGUGAUUAGUACUGACAUCUGUUAUGAAAAUAUUUGUCUUACAACUAUUUAAUUGGCAAUUGACCAGAGGUAUCAGGAAAGUGCC
Molecule: messenger RNA, 3184 nt
Organism: Ochotona curzoniae (black-lipped pika)
Lineage: Eukaryota; Metazoa; Chordata; Mammalia; Lagomorpha; Ochotonidae
Gene: ELP3
Product: elongator acetyltransferase complex subunit 3
Exons: 14
Coding region: 56-1753 (565 amino acids)
Biological process (GO): tRNA wobble base 5-methoxycarbonylmethyl-2-thiouridinylation
Cellular component (GO): nucleus; cytoplasm; elongator holoenzyme complex
Molecular function (GO): acyltransferase activity, transferring groups other than amino-acyl groups; iron-sulfur cluster binding
Source: RefSeq, a predicted model, not a curated record